GCGUGGUUAUGUCCCUCCACAUUGUCUGGGAGGAGUUCACUAUCUUUGCGUUGGCGCCGGUGGUGCGACCUAGAGAACACUGCCUUGGAAAGCGUGGGACCACGGUGGGACAGCGCUGGUGUUAAAAGCCAAUUUACGUAGAAAUGUACGUGUUGCCGAAGUUUGAGUCCACGAAAGAUACGGCGCACUAUACAACCAACGUCUUCUCUUGACAUUAUUGUAAACCGAUGGUCCUGGCUGUGCAGCAGGAGGAGAGAGGGUCGCCUGAGAGCAGAGGAAUCCAGGACCACCAUGCCCACUGGAGGACCUCUGAGAAGAGAUUGAGACUAUAGGACACACAGAUCGCAAUGGGAAACUCUGAGAGCCAGUACAGCAUUCAGGGGCCCAAGGGAACCAGCUUAAUCUUCCCCGGGAAACAAAAGCCCUACUCACUAAAGUUCUGCUCAACCAAAGAGGAGGCUCUGUCCCCCAAUACAUGGUGGAAAGGUGGGCCGGGGGGCUCGGGGUACAAGGCCAGGGCUGUUGGUCGACGCUGCCUCUCCCCCCCACAGAGGAGAGGAGAGCCAUAUGUCUCCAGACACUAUGAUUAUGUCACCAAGGGGGUGAAGGGCAGUCCAAACUGCCAUCGCUGGCAUGGCUCCCCACCAAGAGGCUGCUCACACCUCCCAGCUGAGAAUAGAUGCUGCCAAUAUGAGGGCAGUGGAAGCCUGUACAGUAGAGCAUCAGGGGAUCUGAACGACCAUGCUCUGAACGGACACAGGACCCCAGAGAGGAUGCGAGGAGAGGGGGAAGAGGGGCUUGAGGAGCAGAGCAGUCCCAGGGUGGUCAUCAAGAAGGAUGGUAGUCUGAGGGUGGAGUUCACCAACACUAACAGUGGUCUGCUGCUAGAUGAGGCAUCUGGGCCAGUGCAGCUGCUCAAGUUCUCCCCCACCCUGGAGUCCACACCCAGUCUACCUGGCAGCAGCAGGCCUGAGGCCCACCACGGUGCUCCGCAGCCAGCCUCAACCUCCACCGCCAGGACCAGCAAGGGCAGCUCGCUGAGCUCAGAGGGCUCCUGGUACGACUCGCCCUGGGGGCCCAGCGCGGAGCUCUGCGACCAAGACCAGUCCUGUUCCUCCAGUAGGUCUAUGGGAAACCGUAGGGCUGACCAGUUGGAGGCCUUUGGCCAGCAGUCUCCCCCUCUGUCCAUCUCAGAUCUCUACAGGGACCCCAGUAUGGCUGCCACCUUCCCCACAGCUAAGGACCUGUCGGCCCAGUACAGGGAAUCCCCUCUUCACUCCCAUCACAUCCAGCACCGGGCCUCCUUUGUUUCGUCCCUGGGCGUGCCUGCUGAGGAGGAGUGUCCAGAGGCCAGGCAGUACUCAUCCUACACCCUGCCCUGCCGUAAGGCCCGGCCCAGUGGAGAGGUCUCCACCCUGAAAAAGGGCUCUGGCUCCGUCAGGAGCCGCAUGAGACGCCUCAGUGACUGGACUGGAAGUCUCAGCAGGAAGAAAAGGAAGACACAGGAGCCCAGAUAUAAGGACGGCAGCGAGGCCUUUGACAGUGGAUUGGAUGGCCUGACAGCUGACACCAGCUCUCCCUCCCAGGUAUUCAGCCUGUGGUACCCUGGCGUACCUGGCAAUGUUGGGGCCUCCCGGGCUCAAUCUGCAGGGGCCCUCCACCACAGCAGCGACGCCCUCCACCAGAACAUCUAUGAGAACUUCAUGCAGGAGCUGGAGACAGGGACUGGGCAGGGCAGUAGUGGAGGAGCAGGGGGAGGUGGUGAGAGGAGAGACCCGUCUACGGGGACAGAAGGGGGGGAGAGCAGCAGUGAGUCUGCGGGCGACUCUCUGGAGCAGCUGGACAUGCUGUUUGAAAAGGAGCAGGGGGUGGUACGCAGGGCCGGCUGGCUCUCCUUCAAACCCCUCCUCACCCUGCACAAGGACAGGAAGCUGGAGCUGGUCACACGCAGGAAGUGGAAACAGUACUGGGUCACCCUGAAAGGUUGUACCUUGUUGUUCUAUGAGACCUAUGGUAAGGGUUCUCCAGAGCAGGAGCUGUCUCCGCGCUACGCCCUGUUUGCAGAGGACAGUAUCGUCCAGGCCAUUCCUGAACACCCCAAGAAGGAGAACGUCUUCUGUCUCAGCAACACCUACGGAGAUGUCUACCUCUUCCAGGCCAGCAACCAGACAGACCUGGAGAACUGGGUGACAGCCAUCCACUCUGCCAGUGCCUCUCUGUUCGCUAAGCGUCAUGGGAAGGAGGAUACGGUGCGUCUACUUAGAAGCCAGAUCAGAGGCCUGCUGCAGAAGAUAGACAUGGACAGCAAGAUGAAGAAGAUGGCUGAGCUGCAGCUGUCCAUCGUCAGCGACCCCAAGAACAGGAAGGCCAUAGAGAACCAGAUCCAGCAGUGGGAGCAGAACCUGGAGAAGUUUAACAUGGACCUGUUCAGGAUGCGCUGUUACCUGGCCAGCCUGCAGGGCGGCGAGCUGCCUAACCCCAAGAGCCUGUUGGCUGCAGCCAGCCGGCCCUCCAAGACCGCCCUGGGACGCCUGAGUAUCUUCUCUGUGUCCUCCUUCCAUGCACUGAUCUGUUCCAGGGAUGAGGCCACACUGAGGAGGCGCUCCAUGUCCCUGAGCCAGAGAUCACGCAACAAGAGAGGCCUCUUCUCCUCCCUCAAAGGCCUGGACAAUCUCACCAAAAGGGGCCGUGACAAGAGACCAUCCGCAGGACAGAUCUUUGAAAGUGAUGGAGGACAACCCUACUGUCUCCCGCCCACUAGUUCUGAGAGACUGGACAGCCUAGCCAACCACUACUCUCUGGCUCCCCCUGAGGGCGGUCAAUGGGAGAGCAGUGGUGAAACACUGAGCUGUGUUUACAUGCCUGACAGCCACGCCGUCCAAGUGCCUAUGAGACGGGACCAUACAGUGGCUGAUGUCGUCUCCCUAGCCUGCAAGUUGAAGCAGCUGGACCGUAAACUGCACUGUCUCAGACUGCACAGAUGUGUGGCCCAGAACGUAGAGGUCCGCACCCCAGCACCCAGCGAACUCCUACAUGACCUGUUGUAUGACGAGCUAGAGGUGUUCCCAAUGAAUGUAUUCACCCUGCACAUGACGAGACCUGCCUGCACUGGGGACUUUGGCUUUGCAGUCACAGGGCACAUAGACGGACAGAGGAACAGCCGCAUCUUUGUCAGUGAGGUUCUGCCUGAUGGACUGGCCUUCAGUGAAGGCCUGAGACCAGGUGAUGAGAUUGUGAUUCUGAACGGUCGAGGCAUGUCAACUCUGGACCUGGGUCUGAUCCAGAAGCUGUUCGCUGAGCAGACCCUCCAACUGACCCUCAGACGGGACGCCCCACCCACCUCACCCCUGACCUCUGACUCCUCGACCCCGACCCCACUGUCCAACCAAUCACAGCUGCUGCAGGACUUCCUGGACACACACCACCACGCCAAGUCCACUACAGAUGUGUCCUUGGUGCCAGAGGUCCCUGGUGAGUCCCUAGGCUCUGGGCUGGAGAAUGGUCUGCAGCACACCCACCACAGCCACAGGGCCAUACAACACAGCAAGAGCGUGGAGACGGUGUGCACGCUGUACCACACCUUCCAAGAGGGCUCCGGGGGCCUGAUGGAGGGCCACAAAGACCCCCCGCACCCAGGGGCCGAGCCCACGUUGCUCAGACCCUGCCCCCGACAUAUGAGCGCCACCGAGAGGCUCCGCAAGGUCAUCCAAGAGCUGGUGGACACAGAGAAGUCCUAUGUCAAGGACCUGAGUUGCCUGUUUGAGAUCUACCUGAAGCCCCUGCAGAACGAGACCUUCCUAACCCUGGACGAGAUGGAUAGUCUGUUUGGCAGCCUGCCAGAGAUGCUGGACUUCCAGAGGGUCUUCCUGCAGACGCUGGAGGAGAGGAUCGCCUCUUCACCUGACUUCAGCACACUGGAAACCCUUGUGCAGUUUAAGAAGCUUCUCUUCUCUCUGGGUGGAUCCUUCCUGUACUACGCUGAUCACUUCAAGCUCUACAGUGGCUUCUGUGCCAACCACAUCAAGGUCCAGAAAGUUCUGGAGAGAGCUAAGACUGAUUCGGCCUUUAAGGAGUUCCUGGCUGCGAGGAACCCUACGAAGCAGCACUCCUCCACCCUGGAGUCCUACCUGAUCAAGCCAGUCCAGAGAGUGUUGAAAUACCCUCUACUGCUCCGGGAGCUGGUUUCUCUCACAGACACAGACAGCGAGGAGCACUACCACCUCACAGAGGCCCUGAAGGCCAUGGAGAAGGUGGCCAGCCACAUCAAUGAGAUGCAAAAGAUCUAUGAGGACUAUGGUUCUGUGUUUGACCAGCUGGUGGCAGAGCAGAGUGGCCAUGAGAAGGAGGUCACAGAGCUUACCAUGGGAGAAUUCCUCAUGCAUUCCUCUGUCAUCUGGCUCAACCCCCAUUCCUCUCUGGGCCGCAUGAGAAAGGACCCCGAGAUGACCGUGUUUGUGUUCAAGAAGGCAGUGAUACUUGUCUACAGGGAGAGCAACAAGCUCAAGAAGAAGAUGACCGCCUCUCGCUCGGCGCACUCCCAUGGAGACCUAGACCCCUUCAAAUUCCGCUGGCUCAUCCCGCUUUCUGCACUGCAGGUCCGGCUAGGGAACGCUACGGGUACUGAGACUACUUGCAUCUGGGAGAUGAUUCAUACCAAGUCUGAACUGGAGGGAAGGCCAGAGACUGUCUUCCAGCUGUGUAGCAGUGUCCCAGAGUGCAAAGUGAACAUCAUCAAGGUCAUCCGCUCCAUCCUCCGGGAGAACGUCAAGCGGAACAUGCUCCCGGCCGAGAGGGGGUGUAAGGAGCGCCUCACGCCUUUACGCAGCACCCUGCCCUCCUCUGCCAGGAUAGGUUCAUCCAGACUCUCCUGGCUGUGUAAGCAGCCCCUGCUGGAUCUCCCCACCCCAGCCAGCACACUGAAACCUGGCCAGCCUGACUCUGACGAGGACAGCCUGAGCAGCGGCACCCACAGCUCCUCUGGAGUUCCCGCAGCUGACGGUCCCACACAGCCCAAGACAUUGCCCACCCGACAGGCCUGGUCUCGGGGCUCCCGGGGCGGCCAGCGGCCCUCUGGCUCCAGCUCCAUGAAUGAGUCAUACAUCCUGAGUGAUGAGGAUGAUGAGUUCAGUGAGGCUGGUGGAAAUCAGGAGGGGGGAGGGAGCUUCCCCACCUGCGCCAUUGAGGCCCAGUUUCUCAGUUUGAGGCUGUCAGAGGAGGCAGCUUCCUCCCGGGCGCCGGCCCCCCGCGUGCAGCCAGAGGGAGCCGAGGUGAACACCCCGGAGAGCCAGCCCAAGCUCGUUCGGGGCCACUUCUGCCCCGUGAAGAGGAAAGGCAGCAGCCUGCGGGCGCUACUGAGCCUGAGGGAACACAGCCGUUCCCUGGACAGCCAGACGGACCUGGCAGCCAUGGACCUCAGCGCUCUGCUGGAGAGAGAGUUCAGCGUACAGAGCCUUACCUCCGUGGUCAACGAGGACUGUUUCUACGACCCUACGGACACUGGCAGUGCCCCUAACUCCUCAUAGGGUCAGGGAUAGACACAAGGAGAGGGACCAAAGCUCUGCCCAGCGCCCGCUCCCUGCCUCAGGGCAUGGGAAACCCCGGGUUCAGUUCUGUCCUAGUCCCAGGGUAUUUGUUGUGCCUCAGCUCUGAAGUUAAACUGUGCAGAUCCCACCUGCUUAGCUAUGCACAGGUGUAAAAGGAAAGAUGAGCUGCCUUUGGCUUAGCGACAUGGUUGUCCCACUAGAGACAGAGACGAGGUGACUCUGUCCCUGAUAAUUACUGCAAUGAAUCUGCUGAGCACUAAUACACAACUACGCUCCGCCUCCAUCCAGCCCUGCUCUUCUGUGUAUGCCUCUGCCCAGCUCCCCAUCUCUAAGGGCCCAUCUCAAUUAUCUGAAUUGGCUUCCUCUCCUUGUCUCCUUUACAUAGGUGAGAGUAAUAUAAUGGAUAGACUGUCACCCUUCCAGUUCAUUCACAUCAGAGAGAAGAACGGAGAUGAGAGGAUUCCACUUUAGACUAUUGAGACUCACCCUAAGAGCUUCACUUAAACUCAGUCUUCCUGAGCUGUAGGAAGUCAAUCUGAAUCAACAGGAGAGGAUGGAAAUGGAUUUUAUUGUGACUGCCUUGCUGUAUUUUGUGCACUAAAGUACACUGUUUGCCUAUAUUUGAAAAAUAAUUUUGUAUUUGUACAUCAUGGGAUUUUUGUUUUUAAAGCAAUGUUUAUUUAUUGGUCGUUGUAAUUUUUUAUUGCUAUGCAAAAUACAUAUGGGGUUGGCUUGAAUUGAAGAAUCUGGAGAGAAAAAAAUAUGGUAUAUGUUUCACCUAAUUAGAUUGUUUCCAGUAUGUUGAAUAAGAGUAUGGUUGUCAUCCUCCCCCCAAUGUACACAGGCAUUGUCAAAGUAAAACGGCAUGAUUUAAUUAAAAUAAUGGGUUGUCAACUUGCCCUGUUUCUAGCUCCCAUAUCCAAGGUGUACAUAUUGAGUAGCUGUACUGUAACUUCAUUUGAAUCUUUUAUAUUAUUACUCAAUUGUACAGGUAAAAACGGCUGCAACUUGCAAUAAAUACAGUAUCUGGUCCCACAGUGUUUUGGGGAUAUUUUUGUAAAGGUACUUAUUAUUUAGCUGUUGCAUCUUGAAGAUGCUGGUGAGACGUCCUAUUAUCUGACAACUCACCACCACCACCACCACCACCACAUACCCUCCCUCUCGGUUUGCCCCCUCAACUCAACUGUAAACAUGCCUUCAAUGCUAGCAUACCAAUGAAUGUGAACCAUAAUGAACUGUUUUAUAAAUAAACAUUUUUUAUCUGUGA
Molecule: messenger RNA, 6810 nt
Organism: Coregonus clupeaformis (lake whitefish)
Lineage: Eukaryota; Metazoa; Chordata; Actinopteri; Salmoniformes; Salmonidae
Product: rho guanine nucleotide exchange factor TIAM2-like
Exons: 27
Coding region: 348-5522 (1724 amino acids)
Biological process (GO): small GTPase-mediated signal transduction; activation of GTPase activity; positive regulation of axonogenesis
Cellular component (GO): synapse; membrane
Molecular function (GO): protein binding; guanyl-nucleotide exchange factor activity
Source: RefSeq, a predicted model, not a curated record